This is a messenger RNA of Folsomia candida, 795 nucleotides long. RefSeq lists its product as uncharacterized. Lineage: Eukaryota; Metazoa; Arthropoda; Collembola; Entomobryomorpha; Isotomidae. Bases 96 to 437 code for a protein of 113 amino acids. The record is from RefSeq and is a predicted model, not a curated record. The transcript is spliced from 2 exons.
GAUUUAACCAAGGUGACAAAUCCAGUCCGGAUUUAGCCUUCGAACAAACACAAUCUUGAGAGAUCCUAAAUAAUUUCGAGAAAUUUCCAGAAACGAUGAAGUCCAUUUUGAUCUUGGCUUCCCUAGUUUUAGUUGGGGCAGCUCCUCAAUUAGCAGGCUUGCAGUUGCCAACGAUUCCUAACCUGACUGACUUAACAGAUACGAUUACCACGCUCUCCAACUACCUAAAUCAGCUUCAGUCCGAUUUACUUAUUCUUAGUGUGCAGGUUCCUACAGAUUUCGGAAAUCCGUUGUCCACAACGGUCGACCGUCUCGGUUUCACUACUUCGUCCCUGUUCAAUUCAACCUCCGUUGGCACGCCUAUGGCGUCAAUGAUCGCAGCCAUUAAAGACGAGAUCAGUUCUUUGCAGGCGCAAGUUCGUGACCUCACGGCCUAAUUGUCGAAUCGAAUUAGGGAAGAAACGGACUCGAAAUUAGCUCAGAUUCAACGAACCAUCGACAACAGCAACCGGUUAUUAAACGAGCUCCAAACCAUGGUGAAGAAUCUCGCUGCUUCUGCGGCUACAACGGUAGCGUCGGGUUAAAAAAACGUUAACUUGAUUUAUUAGCUUACGUAUUUUGGAAUUUACAAAAUUUUUGAAUCUUAUAAUUUAUAAAAAUAUAUGUAUGUAAACAAAAAAUACUAAUCAUGAAAUAUAAUAUUCAUCUGGCCAGAAAUAUAUGUACUAGACCAAAAUUUAUGCUAAUUGGUGCUUAAUAAAGUAAAUUUCUGGGGUCAAAAUUUAGUAAAAAAUA